Molecule: messenger RNA, 3951 nt
Organism: Heterostelium album PN500
Lineage: Eukaryota; Evosea; Eumycetozoa; Acytosteliales; Acytosteliaceae
Product: GRAM domain-containing protein
Exons: 13
Coding region: 1-3951 (1316 amino acids)
Biological process (GO): dephosphorylation
Molecular function (GO): phosphatase activity; phosphatidylinositol binding
Source: RefSeq, a predicted model, not a curated record
AUGUUUAAUAACAGUGAUACAAAUAAUAAUAAUAAUAUUAAGAAUGAAAAUAAUGAUAAAAAUGAGGAGUUGAAUGCGGUAGCGCCAUCUGAAGAAACAUUCUCCAAGAGAGCCAAUAGAAUAGUAUCACUGGUCAUCGAUAACAAAGAACACCUCGAGGAGGAAGAAGAUGACAGUUCAUUCUCUGAAACUUCAUCAAGUGGUGAUGACGAAGAGGAGGAUGAAGAACGAAACGAUGGAUUUACAGAGACUGGUUUCUUUAAGAUUUCAACUGCUUCUAUACCAACCAAUACUGUUACCAACACUACCACUGCUAUUCCACUCUCUGAAAAAACCAACAACAAUAUCAAUAACAAUAGCAACAACAUUAAUAUAAAUAUUACAACAAAACCAAGAAGCAGUAGUGUAGAGUAUUCUGCAUCACCAUCCAAACUCAAUAAUCCUUACAAUGUAACAAGCGCACAUACCACUAGUGAUGAUUCCAAUUUGGGCGAGAGUGACUUUAAAUCGAGAAGAGAAGUGCGUUCCUCUUCUAGUGUAGCGGCUCCACCAAGUGGUGGUUGGACUCGUGGAAAGAUUACUCCAUCCAAUUCAUCAUUGCAACUUAGCGGCGGGAAUGACAGUGAAGCCGAUGGAAAUAAGACAUCACUAAAUAGGGGUUCGAGCAGACUAUUCACUGGAACAGCAUCUAGAGGUGGUUUGGCAAGUUCCAAAAAGUUUGUUAAUCCCUCACACUACUCAAGCUCAGUAAUGGUUCCAGUCGACAAAUCAUCUCAAUUCUCACUUGUUAUUUCAUCAACAGAGACUGUUGAAACUUCGAAAAAGUCAUAUACUGUUUAUGUUAUUAAUGUAAAAAGUAAUGAUAUUGUUUGGACAAUCGUUCGUAGAUAUAAACAUGUUAGAGCAUUCUCAUUAAAAAUUCAAAAUGAAGUACCAUCAUUAACAGCAUUUGACUUUCCAUCGAAAAAGAUCAUUGGAAAUAUGAAUCCUCAAUUUAUUAAACAAAGAUGCAAUCAAUUGCAACUGUUUUUCAAUGCAAUAUGUGAAUCUAAUUUAGCGAAACAGUCAAGAAAUCUCAAAGUGUUUUUAGAUCCAAACUUUUCACCAUCGCUUAAGUCAAUAACUAAUCCAUCAAAAGAAGGAUAUUUAUAUUUACUGAUACAGAGGAGUAGUUUGUCGAGAAAGAAAAGAAAGUGGAAAAAAGUAUAUUGUGUGGUGGUCAAUGCCAACCUUUUCUUUUGGAAAACUAGGAAUCAAUAUGCAGAAGCAAAGGGUGUCAUCAAUCUAAGACAUGCCACAGCAAAGAUAACGCAUACUCUCGAUAAGCUAUGCGUUGAGGUAAAGAUACAGGAGGCUGACAGUGGAGCUAUCAGACACAAGCAAUUCAAAUCUUCUGUAUCGUCCAACUCUCUUGCACUAAGUUGCACCGGGUCAAGAGAGGAGGAUCAAGACGAAGAGAAAUACUUUUUAUGCUCAGAGUCUGAGCAGAAAUUGGUACAGUGGUUAGAGACAAUCAACAAAGAGAUCAACACUGCACAAAACAAUCUGACAGCAUCAAUAUUAUUCAUGCAACAACAACAACAACAACAGCAUCAAGCAAUCACACCUAUUCCAAACUCAACCUCCACAACAACAACAACAGCAACAACAAUAACGACUGUAAAUAUCCCAGCGCCACCACCCAUACCAUUGUCACUUAGUAGAAGUGUACUAUCUAAAUCAAUGAAACUCGACAGUAGUUUAUCGAAUUCACAACAACGUCAACUUAAAACUAAUCCAGUACCUGUUAAAAACAAUCAACAACAAGAUGGUGACAGUAAUAACAAUAACAUUAUGACAGAACUACAGGAUGAGUCAUCAUAUCGUGUGUUUAUUCAGAAUCAAGAAUGGUCAAUUGACAAUCAUAUCGUUGAUUCAACAACUCGAUUUAAAUUCGUAUUUGCUGAAUUAAUUAUAUCAGUAGAUAAAGGAAAAGGAUAUAAACCAACUAAAGAUACAAUCAAUUUAUUAGAAGCAACUCUAUCUUAUAAAUCUGUAUAUAAUCAAGAAUCAACUAUUCAACAAAAAAAUAAUAACAACAAUAAUAAUUUAGAUUUAAAUAUUAGUAAUAAUAAUAGUAAUAGUAAUAGUAAUAGUAAUAACUCUACUUCAACAUUUGUAAUGGCAACACCAAGUACAUCAUCUAUUCAUCCAUCAUUUUCACCGAUUGCAUUGGGUGUUUCAAAGAUUCCAAAUACACCAUCGUCAAGCAAUAUUCCAAAGCAUUUGAUUGACAAACUCAAAUCAAAGAGCAAUGAAAUCAUUCUAUUGCCAUCCGAGAAUAUUGUUUUCUACAGUGAGAGUAUCAUUCAUGUGCAUGGCAACAGUGGUACCAUUGGACGUAUCACUCUCACCAACUUUAGAUUAUAUUUUGCACCAUACUAUGGCAGCAAGAUGAGCAAGAAGUGCGAGACCGAAGGAAUAUCAGUUCCUCUAGGAAUGAUCGAAGACAUUGUCAAGUGCACAGGAUUCACUCCCGACAAAUUGAAAUACUAUGCAUUUGAAAUCAAAUGUAAAGAUUUCCAUAGAAUUAGAUUUAUGCAUUUACCUGGAUCAUCACAACAAAAAGCAAACUCUAGACUCUAUGAAAUAUUUGAACCAUUAAUUUUCAGUUCAGAAUAUUCAAAACUAUUUUGUUUUGCUUCAAAUAAUAUAUCAAAUUUAGAUCAAAGUAAAGGAUGGAAUAUAUAUAAUCCUUCAGAAGAAUAUCAGAGAAUGGGUAUACCAAAUGAAUCGUGGAGAGUUACAAAUUUCAAUAAUGAUUAUUACUAUUCACCAACCUAUCCAUCAACGAUGGUCGUGCCAAAGAGAAUAACAGAUUUGGAGUUGAUCAAUAUUACAUCGUUUAGAAGUAAAGGUAGAUUGCCCGUGUUGGUUUGGAAACAUCCAAAGGAAUAUGCUGUUAUCGUUCGAUCUUCUCAACCUGUGAUCGGUGUCACUGGUAAACGAUGUCUCGAGGAUGAGAAACUAAUUGAAAACAUUCGUCUUGCAAACUUGGAUUCCGAACGUGUAUAUAUUAUGGAUGCCAGACCACAGAUCAAUGCAGUUGCCAACCAAGUCAUGGGUAUGGGUUACGAAGGUACCAAAUCAACGUACAGCAACUGCGUCUUGAAAUUCCUAAACAUUGAAAACAUCCACAAGAUGCGUGAAGCCCAAAAGAAACUAUUCAAAACCUCGAUGUACGAGAAGGAAUACGAUCGCUAUCAGCUCAAACUGGAAAAGGCAACCAACAUAUGGCUCGAACAUAUUCGCUCGAUUCUCUGUGGUGUCACCGAGAUUGUCGAUGUCAUCCGCUAUCUCAAAUCCUCUGUAAUCAUUCAUUGCUCCGACGGCUGGGAUCGUACCAGUCAGUUGUGCGCACUCGCCGAACUCCUACUCGACCCUGCCUAUCGCACGAUCGUCGGCUUCCAAAAGCUGAUAGAGAAAGAGUGGCUUUCGUUCGGCCACAAAUUCGAGUCGCGUAUUGGCCAGGGGUCCAGAGUGGAGAAGCACACCGCCAUCGAACACUCACCGGUGUUCCUUCAGUUUAUCGAUUGUGUCUAUCAGAUAUUGAUACAGAAUCCACAGCGUUUCGAAUUCAAUCAACAGUAUCUCAUGGAGAUCAUUCAUCAUCUUUACAGCUGCCGAUUUGGAACGUUCCUCUACGACAGUGAAGCGGAGCGUGUCACCAACGAACUCUCUAAAAAGACACAAAGUCUCUGGAGCUACUUAAAUGCACAUACAUCACAGUGGCGUAACUCUAGCUAUCAAUCAAACCCCGAAAUACUCUCAGUCGACACAAUGAAUUUACAAUUAUGGAAUCAAUAUUACCUUUAUUGGCUUUUAACAAAAUCUGAGGGUCUAAAAGUAUCUUUUGAUGAACAAAGAAUGAAUCAAAAAAAGGAAAAAAAUGUUAUAGGUUUAGAUAGUUAG